AUGCCGCCCGACCAAGACGGCCUACCAACCCCCACAGUCCCCCACUUCCAUGCCCAGUCCACCUCCCCCUCGGCCUCGGCCGCACCGACGUCGGACGUCUCGCUGAGCAGCACGACCAUCGUCGCUCUCGGUAUGGGGUUUAUCGGCGCGGCCCUGCUCGUUGUAGGUCUCACAGUCCUCCUACGCGUUGGAGCAGUUGCGCGCGCCGUACGACGCGAGCGGGCGCAGGGAGAGGACAUCACCUUUAGGACAAUGUGGCGGCGGUAUGGCGGGGCGUGGGGGCUGUUGUUUGCGCCCGCGCAGGACGACCAGUGGACACCAGUGAGGGUGCGGCGGCGCAAGGUUGGACCAACACCUAAGAUGUGGGAUGUGGAUGUUGCCAAAUUGAAGCCAGAGGAUGAGUUUGAUCUCGACAGCGAGGAGAGCCAGCCACUCGCAGCUGCGCCAUACUAUGCCCCAGGGGCUAGCGUACCGGAAUGUGCGUUCUCCGUGCUCGUUGUCAUGCCUACCCCACCACAUCCACCACCCUCACCCGACAACGACGACGAACCAUCCCUCCCAGACAUCAUGCUCGGAACCACACACCUCCAGCCCACAAUACCCCUCGCAGACGCAGGGAUCAAGGACGACGCCGAGUCGGAGAAGGGCUCUGAAUUCGAGUACGUCGUUAGCGCCAACGACCUGAUGCGCGCCCGCUCGCGGCGAGAGGUGCACUGGACUACCGUGUGGGGCAUGGAUGCUAGCGGGCGCAUGUGA
This is a messenger RNA of Cutaneotrichosporon cavernicola, 756 nucleotides long. RefSeq lists its product as uncharacterized. Lineage: Eukaryota; Fungi; Basidiomycota; Tremellomycetes; Trichosporonales; Trichosporonaceae. The transcript is spliced from 2 exons. The coding region runs from base 1 to 756 and encodes 251 amino acids. The record is from RefSeq and is a predicted model, not a curated record.